CCCAGCGCGGGAGGAGGAGGAGUCUCGCUGGCACCCAGGCAGGAAACGGCUCGACGUCUUUUGCCAUCACCUGGGAAAGUAAAUUCUUCGCUUUCUCCACGGCAGCUGAGCUGACAUGCUCCAGCGUGGAGGAGACAAAGGGAAGGGAAGCCCCUUGCUAGAUCAGCCCCUGGCUAUGAUUUUUGCAAUGUGGUGAUGUGAACGUGGACUGUGCAAAAUGCAACCUUUAGAAUAAACAAACAAACAAAUGCUUCUUUUUUAUUUUUUUAAAAAAAACGUUGAUUCCGAGAAGAAAUUCAGAAUCCAAUUUGACUCUCCUGCUGUGGAAUUGCAGCCUCCAGGAAUAACAAGAGAGAGAGUUGCUUGUUUGCACUGGAUUGCAGGCAUCCUUUGUGUGGCUUUCCCUGCAGGCAUAAAAAUAUGUCCAUCACGGGGCUGAAGAGGAAGCAGCCAAAAACGUUUAAGGUGAAAGUUAUAACGAUGGAAAUCGAAAUGGAGUUUAGCUGCGAGAUGAAAUGGAAGGGGAAGGACCUCUUUGACCAGGCGUGUCGUGCGCUGGGCCUGCGGGAAUCCUGGUUCUUUGGCUUGCAGUACUCUAUCAAAGGAAUGAACACCUGGUUGAAGAUGGAUAAAAAGGUUCUGGAUCAGGAAAUUCCCAAGGAAGAUCCCAUCAGAUUUUGUUUUUUAGCAAAAUUUUACCCUGAGAAAGUUGAAGAGGAACUUCUGCAGGAGAUCACCCAACACCUCUUUUUCCUGCAGGUUAAGAAACAAAUACUGGAUGAAGAAAUCUACUGCUCUCCUGAGGCUACAAUUUUGUUAGCGUCCUAUGCUGUUCAAGCCAAGUAUGGUGACUACGACCCAAACCUGCACAAGCCGGGCUUCCUGGCUCCAGAGGAGCUUUUACCAAAGAGAGUCCUCCGCCAAUAUCAGAUGACACCUGACAUGUGGGAAGAGAGGAUUACAGCCUGGUACGCUGGGCACCGGGGCAUAGCCAGGUAUGAAGCUGAGAUGAACUAUCUUAAAAUUGCACAAGACUUGGAGAUGUAUGGGGUCAAUUAUUUUCCUAUAGCUCAAAAGAAGAAUUGUACAGACUUUCUGCUUGGCGUCGAUGCCAAAGGGAUCCAUGUCUACAGCAUCAACAACCGCUUCUCUCCAAACAAAUCUUUUGAAUGGAGCAGCAUCAGGAACAUUUCCUACAGCGAGAAAGAGCUCACAAUAAAGCCCAUUGACAAGAAGGCUGAAGUCUUUAAGUUCUUCUCCUCACAGCCAAAAGUCAACAAACAGAUCAUGCAGCUGUUCAUCGGAAACCACGACUUGUUUAUGAGGAGGAGGCGAGUGGACCCCAUUGAGAUCCAGCAAAUGAAAGCGCAAGCUCGGGAGGAGAAAGCAAGGAAGAAGAUGGAGCACCAGCGCCUGGCCAGGGAGAAGCAGCUGCGGGAGGAGGCUGAGCGGGCGAAGGAGGAGUUGGAGCGGCGCCUUUUUGAGGUGGAAGACAAGGCCCGGCAAGCCAAUGAGGCUUUGCGCCGUUCGGAGGCAGCGGCAGAGCUUUUAGCCGAGAAGGCCCAGAUCGCUGAGGAGGAGGCCAAGCUCCUGGCCCAGAAUGCCGCUGAGGCUGAACAGGAGCGUCACCGCCUGGAGAUGGCUGCCUUGAAAACCAAGGAAGAGAAGCUUCUGAUGGAGCACAAAAUGCGGGAGGCAGAACUGAUUGCCAUGAAGCUGGUAAAAGAAUCGGACCGAAGGGCUAAGGAAGCUGAACAUCUGAAACAGGACCUGCAGGAAGCCAGAAAUGCAGAGGAAAAAGCCAGGCAGAAACUCCAGGAUGUUGGCAAGCUCAAUCCUCCUUCUAAUGCUGCCAAGGGCACCCAGCCCUCCUCCGCUGAUGCCAGGGAUGCCUGCCCUGACAAAGUACCCAUAAAACUGGAUUUAAGGGACAUUGACUUGAAGAGGCUUUCCUUGGAGAUAGAGCGAGAGAGAUUAGAUUACCUGGAUAAGAGCAGGAAGUUUGAGGAUCGGCUGAAAGAACUCAAGUCCGAAAUCCACGCCCUGAAAGUCGAAGAGAGACACGCAGGCUUCCUCUCGCACUGGAGCGAAGUCCUUGGGUCGCUGGGCCGUUCCUCGGGGAAGAUGUGCAAGACUCCUUUGUGGAUGAACCCCUUUGAAGUGGACUUGUUGGACAGCCUGCAGCAGCCUUUUGUGCCAUGCCCGCUCAACGUGACCAACGGCUCUCUGCCCAGAACGCCAGCAGAAAAACCCUCUUUUGAGACAGAUGCCCUGGCUGCCAGUAAUGUGGGCACAGGAAUAAGGAAGCACAUUAAGGUACAACAACACAAAACAGACGUGAUCUAUAUCUGAAGCACCUUAAGGCGACUGUCUGCAGCUUGGUCAACAUUUGUUUUGAGGAAGUCUAAAGGCUACUCUCAGAUCCUAGAAAGACUGUUGUAGAAACCUGCCACAUCUGUGUCCUACUUUGGUUCCCAGGAUGUGUUUCUUGCAUUCAAAAGCAGAUCUGGUGAUACUGGAUUCUACCAGAGGUGGGUAGGGCUCCCCACACCUCAGGUAUCAACCUGAAGGUAUAAUAAAACUUCAUGUAUUUAGUGGUGACUCAGCAUUUCAAUAGGUACACUUACACACAGUUCUAUAAUAAUUAAGGUAUGGCCCCAAUUUGGCUAAAGUUAGUUGCGACUAAAUCAGCAAUUAAGCUUACUUGAAAAUAAGUCCCACUGAACAUAGUGGGACUUACCUUCUAAGAACUGAAAGCUGGUCUGACCAGCUCCGUGUUCCACUGAAAAGCAAUGGGGCUGUAAUCAGAACUUAACUGAAUCAGGUCCUGUGCAUUUAGGAAUCUGUGUGGAUGGUUAUGUUCACAAGUAUUGUAAUGAAUGUAGAGAAUUCUGCAGCUAUUAUUAAUGCCAUUAAAAAAAAAUUAAAAGAUGACAAAGGGCUUUGAAUUAAGAGACAAAACUUGAAGCGGUUUAACUAAAAGCGGUUUAAAACGACUAUGCCAUAUGCAUUCCCAAGCUAAUGUGGGCUUUAACACAUGUUUUAGAAAUCUUUCAUGGAAUGGGAAUUGUAGCCCCUAUCAUAGAGGGGACCAGAUUGUGAGAAGGCUGAUCCUAUGCGUGCCCACUUAGAGGUAACUCCCAUUCUUUUCAGUGGGGCUUACUUGGGAGUAAGCAUCUAGGAUUAUAGAAACACACCAAGACCUGUCCUUGAGUAAACAUGCACAGCGAACUUAGUUAGAAUCUGCGUAUCAGCCAUUGAGUCAAGGGUUAGGGUUUGUAAACAGUCACAAAGGAAGAGGCUUGAAACAAAAGACGGAGGAAGAGGAAUUAGCAGAAAGCUAAUUUUAAUGUCAGUAUCCAGUAUGAAGAUUCUGCAUUUUAUAUUUUGUAAAGGCCAAAAUAACACAAGUCUCUCAUCAGAAGCUCCCCUCUGCACUCACAAACAAUGCAACGUGGAGGAACCAGUUCUCUUUCUAGCCAGCAUCUGCCCCCCCUCCAAAAGCUGGGGAGCUGUGUCUGUGUUCCUUAAGAGCAGGCAGGGAUGGAGAAACUGCAGCCCUUCAGAGGUCGCUGGACAACUCUCUGCAUCUUUGACCUUACUUGGCAAUGAUGGCUGAGGCUCACGGGGACCAAGAAGCACAGCAUCAUCAUAUGGAGGGCCACAGGUGUUCCCUAUUCAGCAGCACCCAUAAGAGGGAUGGGGGACGGAUGACAUCAGGGUGACUCUUCCCUAUUUCAUGCAUAAAACAUACUUUCAUGGCAUCUCAUCAGUGCAACAUUAGAAGGAAAAAACAAUGUCUUGCCUUAUAAAGUUCUCUUUCUUAGUGUCUAGUAUCUGAGGUUAAAGGUGCAGCAGCUCCCAAAGAGGUGCCUGCAAACAGUCUGCAUUUCGUUCUCUGCAGAGCGCUAGAGAACGACAUGAACUCAGGCAGGAAAUGCUUUUUUGGGGGGGGGGAGAGAAUAUGACUGUAACCCCAAAGUUAUCUACAGGAAAUUAAGGGCCUCCUGGCAUUUUCUACUUGGCACCUGAAUUGUCUUCACCUGUGUGGUCUAUUCGCCAAACCAUCAAUUGGUACAAUGAAUGGAAAGAACUCAAGGGAAGGGUAGAGAGUCACUGGAGCCCGGCCCGGGCCUUUUGCUAGAUCAAGAGGCUGAUCUAUGAAAUAAAUACUGAUUUCUAUAUUUUAAGUUAUUGUAAAUAUAAUUUUCUUUUUUCCAAAAUAAAUUAUCUGAACAAUUA
Molecule: messenger RNA, 4242 nt
Organism: Podarcis raffonei (Aeolian wall lizard)
Lineage: Eukaryota; Metazoa; Chordata; Lepidosauria; Squamata; Lacertidae
Product: merlin-like
Exons: 18
Coding region: 421-2352 (643 amino acids)
Biological process (GO): positive regulation of early endosome to late endosome transport; regulation of cell shape; regulation of organelle assembly
Cellular component (GO): adherens junction; cytoskeleton; plasma membrane
Molecular function (GO): cell adhesion molecule binding; actin binding
Source: RefSeq, a predicted model, not a curated record